GUCAGCCUGCACAGUCUGGGGAAAUACUAACUGCCGCUAGACAGGCGCUCCGGCAAGCCCCUGAGAGAGACCCUGUACGCUGCUGAGGGACAUAAAGAUGGACGACAAUCUCACUACAUUCUCUCCGGCCCCUCCAGGCAGCAACUGUGACCUCUACGAGCACCGCAGCACAGCCAGGGUGCUGAUGCCCCUGCACUACAGCAUUGUCUUCGUGGUUGGGCUCGUGGGGAACAUGUUAGCUUUGGUUGUCAUCUUCCAAAACAGGAAAAAGAUCAACUCUACCACCCUAUAUUCAACAAACCUGGUGAUUUCUGACAUACUGUUUACCACCGCCUUGCCGACACGCAUAGCCUACUACGCACUGGGCUUCGACUGGAAACUGGGCGAGGCUCUGUGUAGGGUAACUGCUCUCCUGUUCUACAUCAAUACGUAUGCGGGUGUGAACUUCAUGACCUGCCUGAGCAUCGACCGCUUCUUUGCAGUGGUGCACCCUCUGCGGUACAACAAGAUAAAAAGAAUUGAACAUGCAAAAUGCAUUUGCAUUAUUGUAUGGAUUCUUGUAUUUGCUCAAACCCUCCCACUACUGAUAAAACCUAUGUCGAAGCUGGAGGAGGAAAGGACUACAUGCAUGGAAUAUCCAAACUUUGAAGAAACAAAAGGGCUUCCCUGGAUUCUGCUUGGUGCCUGUUUCAUUGGGUACGUGCUACCGCUCAUCAUCAUUCUCAUCUGCUAUUCACAAAUCUGCUGCAAACUCUUUAAAACUGCCAAACAAAACCCGCUAACUGAGAAAUCUGGUGUAAACAAAAAGGCUCUCAACACGAUUGUUUUGAUCAUUGUGGUGUUUGUCCUCUGUUUCACCCCUUACCAUAUGGCAAUCAUUCAACACAUGAUAAAGAAGCUUAUUUUUCCUGAUGUCCUGGAGUGCAGCCAAAGACAGUCAUUCCAGAUUUCUCUGCAUGUCACAGUAUGCCUGAUGAACUUCAACUGCUGCAUGGACCCCUUUAUAUACUUCUUUGCAUGCAAAGGGUACAAGAGAAAGGUGAUGAAGAUGCUGAAACGUCAAGUCAGCGUGUCAAUUUCCAGUGCCGUAAAGUCAGUCCCUGAAGAAAACUCUCGGGAAAUGACAGAAACUCAAAUGAUGAUACAUAACAAGUCUUUAAACGGAAAGUAAAAAGCGAACUUUUGGAUCUAUAGCCAAAGAAAUUGUAUGAGCCACUUUGCAGGAUCUUUUACAAGGCGAAAUGAUUGUCCAACUUCCAAGUUGGAGUCUUUUAAAUUCUUUUCAUGGGGCACGUUCUCAUCGCUAACUUGGAUGUAAAGUGACAAGUAUGUAUUUUUUACACUCUAGGACAGCAAAAAGCAAAGUUCUAAUUUGUAAAGAGCCACCAAAAGGGUGGUUAAAUAACUCAGUGCAGAAAGAAAAGGUUUGUGUUGCUGAAAAAUUUAAUCAUUACAAUUUCCUGCCAGUGAGUCGGCAAGAGAAAAGACUGAUAAGAUUGUAUAUUACCAGUGUAAAAAUGUUAAUACUGUAACAUAGUUGCGGGGUUUUUUUUUGGGGGGGUAAUGUAUUUCUUCAAUCUAUGUUUCUUUUACUCUUAGACUUUAUCUCCUCAACACCAGCUUGUUUUAUUUUGUUCUGAGUCAUCAAAUUUUGUUUCAAGCAACUCUUUGAAUAAAGAGCAGGAUGCUACAAAAUUCUGAGUAUGUCCCUGAAUGUUCACUGUCAACUAGCAGCAGAAGUUACAGGAGAAUAUAAUUAGCACGUGGAUUUGGAG
Talpa occidentalis (Iberian mole) is the source of this 1775-nucleotide messenger RNA. RefSeq names its product G protein-coupled receptor 183 (gene GPR183). The record is from RefSeq and is a predicted model, not a curated record. Gene Ontology annotation, biological process: G protein-coupled receptor signaling pathway. Gene Ontology annotation, molecular function: G protein-coupled receptor activity; oxysterol binding. Bases 98 to 1171 code for a protein of 357 amino acids. Gene Ontology annotation, cellular component: membrane. NCBI's taxonomy places the organism in Eukaryota, Metazoa, Chordata, Mammalia, Eulipotyphla, Talpidae. The transcript has 2 exons.